Messenger RNA from Oryzias melastigma (Indian medaka), 984 nucleotides. Its product is annotated as N-acetylneuraminic acid phosphatase. The record is from RefSeq and is a predicted model, not a curated record. Gene Ontology annotation, molecular function: hydrolase activity. Lineage: Eukaryota; Metazoa; Chordata; Actinopteri; Beloniformes; Adrianichthyidae. The transcript has 2 exons. The coding region runs from base 230 to 964 and encodes 244 amino acids.
UUUUGUAGUAGAUCGAAGUUAUUUGAAAUAAAACAAAAUAAUAAUAAAAAAAACCAAAUGAUAAAUAAUCGAUAAUUCAUUACUACUAAUGAACCAUUAAUCAAUUUCUAGAGCGAAGUUUGUUUUAUAGGUCUGGCAGUUUUUAGAUAACUUUUGGGCUGGAAAACCGUGACUCUAUCUGGCAACCCGGAAGCGUGUUGUUGGCACCGAGACGCGGUGAUGUGGAGUCAUGGACGGUCAGCCUGUCGAAGCGAUUCUCUUUGACUUGGACAACACUCUGAUUGAAACGAAUAAAGCAGGUGGAGUCGCAAUCCAGAAGACCAGCGAGCUCCUGAGGACCGUGCUCAGCCUAGAUGAUGCCACCAUCAGCAGCAUUUGUGACAAAUACAAGCAGAAGCUGCUACACGAGAUCUUUGACCCUUUGAGCGGGAGCUCGUUGGAUGACACCCGUGUGCGUCACUGGGAGGAGAGCAUCGAGGAGACUCUGGGGACUCUCUCCCCGCGCUCUCUGGGAGCUCAGUGCUACUAUUUAUGGAAGAAGAGCCGCCUGGAAGCCCUCAGUCUGUCUCCUGAAGUUCGCAACCUUUUACGACAGUUGCACAGCCGAUACAAGCUGCUGCUCCUGACCAACGGGGAAGCUCACACUCAACAGGAGAAAGUGGACACGGUCAAAUGCCAGGAGUUCUUUGAUGCCAUUGUGAUAGGGGGUGAGCACUCAGAACAAAAACCCGCCGUCUCCAUUUUCACAUUGUGUUUCAACAGGCUAGGCGUUGAGGCCCAGAGGUGUGUGAUGGUGGGGGACUCUCUGGACACAGACAUUCAGGGGGGCUUGAACGCUGGUGUGCGGGCCACUGUGUGGGUUACCAGUGGAGAGAGUGCUGCGGUGUCAGACAGCUAUGUGAAACCCCACUUCACCAUCGCCUCUGUUCUGGACUUGCCACAUGUUCUGGAUCAACUUAAAUAAAGAUACGGUAGUCAAAGUGG